UUUGUACAUGAAAAUAGUUCUGUCAAUUUCAGCCUGAUUUUGUUGGGUUUAGAUUUUUUGCACCAACAAACACUAGCACGAGACACGAACAUAAAAUUAACUGGGCUUUCGACGCCAUCUUGUUAAGCUGGUUAAUAUUGGAAAAAUAUUGCGGCUUUUUAAAAAUAUAUAAAAAUAAUUACAAUAAUAAAUACCUUUUAACCACAAAGUAUAUAUUCUGUGCUUUUAACUCGAAGAUGAGACGUUCUAAGGCACCAUCUGUUUUAAAUAAAGCAAAACGUGUGAGUGAUUCCAAUGAUUACAGUAAUGAGACUGAAGUAGGUGGCCAUGAUUCAGAUCCCGAGGAUGAACAAUAUAACUGGGGUUCUCGUACUCAUAAUGGUGAAAUUAAACCCAACAGAUUUGAAAACAAACGAAUUUUUAAUAUAGUAUGGCGUGAUAUAUCUACUAAAAAACAUAAAACUUGGAAAGGAGAUGGAACGCUGGAGGUAAAUAAUUUGAUAGUAAAGGCCAUUUUGAAAGAUGAAACAGGCAAAUACUUGGGAUGUUCAACAAAAUUUAACAAAAACGACAUAGCUCCAGACUUUCAGAUGGUAAUCGGAGGCAAAGAAAUUGAAAUACAAAAUGAAAUCACGGAAGAAGACGAAUUGCAUGAACUUCGUAAGAGACAAGUUCUAAAUCGAAACUGGGGUGAGGAGUGGAUAUCUCCUAAAGAGCUGACUGAGGAAGAUAAGAAACCGAAAGGAAGUUUUAAAUUUAAACCUAUUUUAAUGUUAAAGCCUCCAGAAGUACCCUUAAGUGUCAAUUUAAAAUCCAACUGGGAAACGAAAGAAACGCAAAAACAAAAUACUUCUUUCGGUAUCAACAAAUCUGACAUUUGUUCAUCUAGCCAAAUUAAUUUAAAAACUCCUCCAAGUACUGGUUUAUGUAGAGAAUUUAUUUGCUUUGUAAGACCCUCUGAAUUGCAACAAUUCCUUCUUCUAAAGGCAGUAGAAUACUAUACCUCGGUAAAAUCUUGUUUAACUCUGGAAAAAAUACAAUCACUUGAUAUAGAUCACAUUCUAAAACACAUUUGCAACCAUCCUUCAUUUAUCAACCAUAAAUCUACCACAAAUGAAUUAAUGCGCUAUCUAAUACCCACCUUACCCGAUUGGUCCGAAAUGGGUCCUUUUGAUUCGGGUAAAUUGGAAUUUGUCCAGUAUUUUUUAUCCGAUUUAACAAAGUUUAAGCCUCAACAUUGCAUAAUUCUUGCAAUAAAUUCAAAUGUCUUAAAUAUGCUACAAGGUUUAUGUGAUUUCAUGAAUAUAAAGUGUUUACGGUUAAAUACAAAUCUCUCCAAAGACGACAAAUCACGAGUUAUAGAUGAAUUUUGUUCAUCAGAAAAGGACUUAACUCAAGUUUUACUAGUAAAUUCUCAAGAAGUAAUGAAAACUUUUGAUUUGUCUACUUACUGCAACAAACUUAUAAUUUUUGAGGAAUUUUCCAAAAAUAUUAACAUAUCAAAUUUACUGCAUAAAUACAAAGAAAUGAGUGUAUAUUAUUUGGUCACUGCAUUUUCUAUUGAAGAAUUAUUACUGCUUGAUACAUAUAAUAACAAUAAUAGAGAAAACUUGUUGGAACUAAUAGAUGAAUUGGUUAAUAUAUCAAAUAUGGACAAUGAUUGCUGUUAUCUACAUUCGAAAAUUGAAUGUAACUGCUUUGAAAGUACUGAUGAAUGUGUUAAUGCUAAUAAUAUAUUCAUAAAGAAUUGGCAACAUUUUAAAAUUCCAUUUGAUGUGCAACUUUUAAAGAUUUCUUCUUUGGAAAACUCGGCGGAAAAUAUUGUUUCAAUUUUUUGUAGAAAUCUUCAUUUAUAAUAAAAAUAAUUAAACUU
Calliphora vicina (urban bluebottle blowfly) is the source of this 1873-nucleotide messenger RNA. RefSeq lists its product as uncharacterized. Bases 237 to 1856 code for a protein of 539 amino acids. Lineage: Eukaryota; Metazoa; Arthropoda; Insecta; Diptera; Calliphoridae. The record is from RefSeq and is a predicted model, not a curated record. The transcript is spliced from 2 exons.